Molecule: messenger RNA, 477 nt
Organism: Trypanosoma rangeli
Lineage: Eukaryota; Euglenozoa; Kinetoplastea; Trypanosomatida; Trypanosomatidae
Product: 2,4-dienoyl-coa reductase-like protein
Exons: 1
Coding region: 1-477 (158 amino acids)
Molecular function (GO): FMN binding; oxidoreductase activity
Source: RefSeq, a predicted model, not a curated record
AUGGCAGAGGGAGUAUCUCCUCUCUUUUCGCCCAUAUGCAUCGGGGCAAAGAGGUGCUUGGAGCUUCCUAACCGAUUUUUCAUGUUGCCCAUGUAUCUGAACAUGGAACAGGAGCUUACUGUAUGGAGUGAUGAACAUAUGGAUGCUAUGGGAACUUUUUACGCAGAGCGUGCGCGACACGGUGUGAAACUUAUCGUACGUGGCGGCCUAGGUAUUUCCCGGCUGGGAAAGUGGCGUAUGGACAGUAUGGCGCUCGGGAUGUACGACGCGGCAAAGGCUUUUUCGCUCGUCAUGCACGCCGUGCACCUCGAAGGCGGCGCCAUUCUUGCCCAGGCAUUUCAUUCUGGACGUGCCGCGCGGCGUCGAUGGUUUGUCUCCGCCACCUCAGUACCAUCUGCGGUACAGCCGUUUAGAACUGCCCGCCCAUGGCGUGUGCCGGGGAUUCUGGUGGAAUAUAUUGUCUCAGAGCACGCAUGA